CUCGUGGCACCACGUGCCGCCGGCCUAUAUUUAGCCGGGUGUUGCGCAUGCGCGUGACGGACGAGGCGCUUCUGCGCGGGCGCAGCAAGGCGCCUCUUGACCAGCUGCAGGUGCUGCACAUCGAGCACUGCAGCGUCCAAGGUCUCGCCAACCUCCAGCACUGCGGCUGCCUCCACUCGCUCUACGCAAACCACAACAAGCUUGUGGACAUAAGCAACCUCGAAGGCCUCCCGCAGCUCUGGCUCGUCGAUUUGAGCGCCAACAAGCGGCUCCACGACCUGAGCCCGCUCUCGAGCUGUCUCGCGCUGGGGUAUCUGAAUUUGAGCGACGGCAGCUUGAGUUUCAAGGACCUCGUGCCGCUCCAUGACGUUCACAUUGUCGAGCUGCACUUGCACGGGAACGCCAGUCUCAUUGGCGACGACGACGAGGCGACGUACCGCAUGAUCGUCGCCGCCCUCUUGCCCAACGUUAUGUCUCUCGACGGCCAUUACAUCACGGCGGCCGAGCGCCUUCGCUCGAUGGAGCGCUACGACAGGUACGUGCACGUCCUCAUGAAUGGCGAUGUCGAUGGCUACGGCACAACGUCGGCGCUCUGGACGCCGCCCGCUGUGCGCGCGCGCGCCGACAGCCGCGCCACGCGCUUCAUGGCGGCGAUUGCCAACGAGCCGUCGAGUCUGUCGCUGCGCGAGCCAUUUCGCCUCGUCAGCUUGUUACACCACUACGAUGCGAUCGCUGUGCUGCACAACGACGGGCUCAGCGUGGCACCUACGCACACCAAGCACACCGAGUGGCCACGAGUACCAUUGCCAGCGCUGCUCCAGCUGCCACCUCGUGCGACGCUGCACCUUCUGCUGCUCCUCCUUUUGCCGCACGAGUUUUCCACCGUGCCACUGCAAAUGGUUUCGGAUGCGCUGACGAUCAACCUCCUCGGUCAGGUCGAGAGCAAUGUGCUCCGUGCACUGCUUCGCGUCCCGCCAUACGUGCGCGUCGCACUCGCCUUUCACCUCCACAAGCUACAGGCCGCCCAGAUACCGCGACUGCCCGACGACGAGCGGCGUCUCUGGGCGACCGUGCCGAUGGUGUACACGACGUUCUUGCCGCCAAAGAGCAAACCGAUAUCAGAUCCAGCAUUCCAGCGCCGGUGCUGCUACGUCGUGAUUUUGCUGUCACGGUCGCCGUCGUUUCCGGCGCUGUCUGCCGCCACGUCCGCGGCGUCACCCGAGUACGAGGCGCUCAAACCGCUUCUCGAGGCCGCGCACAUGUCCCUCGAGGAUUUGUAUCCGUCGUCGCAGUCGCUCGGGCACGCCAUGUGGAUGGGUGCGUCAUCGACUGAUCCAAGCGCUCACGUCACAGGCAACGCCGACGAGCUUCCCUGGAACAAGAAGGACGUGCCGCGCAAGUACGACCGCCCGUGGGAAAUGCAGCACAGUGCGAGCGCGCCAGCGCUAUCGCCCGCCACCGCACCCGAUGGAAUCGGCAGUCCUGUCCGCGUGCCCGUCAAGAUUGGCGAGUGGGUCGAAGUCCGGCGCCGGCAGUACGUGCCGAUUCUAAGUGUCUCGAACGACACCAAGUACGUUGUCCUGGCGUCGUUCAAAGGCCAAGACGAGGCCCCGUUUAACGGCAACACGACGUUGCCGGUCGCGCAGCUCCUGAAGGCAUCGCACAAGGUCUGGAAAAUUCUCGAGCUCACGACCACGUCCCAGACAAAGCUCGACAAGUCAGUGUGCGGACCUCUGCAUCGGGUGUCAAGAUCCCACCACAAAAGCGGGCUUCCGCGCGGCGCUGGUGUGCCCAACUUUGACGUGUCGGACGCUGACGCUGCCGCGGUACUCGAGCGCAUCGGCGACCGCGACGCCGUCGGGCUUGUGUCGACCGUCGACGGUUUUGCGCUCAAUACGACGUGGGAUGCCAACUACGUGCUGGCGCCCGCCCACGUCAUUGAUGUGCAAAACUACUGCAUGGCCAAAGUCGACGGCAGCAGCGCGUGGUCGUCGAUUGAAGUCCCGUCCUUUAUCGACGCUGCUCAACUCGGCAACCAGCACAUUGUGCAGCAGACACGUAUGUUGGGUCCCAUGCGCCAGCUGCCCGGACUACCUGCACGCGCUCCAUCGACCCUGAGCAGCAACAACAACAGUCCCGAGCAAGAAGAGACGACCUUGGAAGACGCUGCGGCCUGUAGUACGUCGUCCAAGCCGCUCGAUGCAAUGCUUGCGCUGCAAAAAGACAUGGCCGCGCUUCUGGGUCGCACUGUGGCCAGCGACGCAGGAGACUCGGUCUUUCUCACGUCGCUGCAGGAAAUGCCGAGCGCGCCAACGAGCAACGUAUCCUCACCCGCCAAGAAAUCAAGCGCGUUGGGCAUUUGUCUCUCUCCAUUUCGCACAAGUGAGACAUUGGAAGUGGCGGGAGCCGACGAGGCGCAGCCGCUGCGUCGCAAGGCUGGCCACCGCGUCUGGCAUGCUGUGACGGCCAAGCCGCAGCUCAUCGUCGGCUCCGUCCUCGCGUCUCGUCCGCCGUCGCAGAAGCGGCUACGCGCGCCGCUCGCUGCGCUCCCGAGCUUGAGCGUCCAAGGCGCUACUUCACGCCUUGCGCCCAGCGCCAGUGUCCCGUAUUUCUAAUAUCUUUGGCGU
This is a messenger RNA of Saprolegnia diclina VS20, 2627 nucleotides long. RefSeq lists its product as hypothetical. The record is from RefSeq and is a predicted model, not a curated record. Lineage: Eukaryota; Oomycota; Saprolegniomycetes; Saprolegniales; Saprolegniaceae. The coding region runs from base 48 to 2615 and encodes 855 amino acids. The transcript has 2 exons. Gene Ontology annotation, molecular function: protein binding.